UCAAAAAUACAAAAUGGUCAACAAACAACGCGAACGCGCGUUUUGUGAAGCCGCUGUUUAAACAACGUUACCCUAAUUCUUGGUAUUAAUUAUAAUGAUUAUGAUUUGAAAUCGGAGUAUAGUGUAUUAAAAACUACAAAAAUGAUAAGAGUCACACAUCAACUGGACUAUUUACGGUUAGCCGAGCUCGACAAUGGUUGGGUGGAAGCUAUCUACUUUUCAGAGUUCCUCGAGUUUGGAGAGUUUCCUGAACAAUAUGCACUCAUUCUGGAGAAUGUGGAAAUUCGGUCAGUUUUUCGUAAAAUUAUGUCAGCCGUGGACGAAUGGCUCAGGGACUCUAGAAGUGAAGAAGAGAAAUCAUGGGCCUUGUUAUCACGUGAAGUGAACCCUCGGAAGUUGCUAGCGGUUUUAGCAUAUUAUAUUGAUAAUGGGAGUAAGAAUAUUAUGUCUCACGAACACCGGAAUACUGCUCUGCUGGCUGCGCGUGUGUACUUCAAAAUGUUGUCUAUCCCAGGAUACAAAGCUUAUCACAUAUAUCAUUCCCAGCUGUUCGCACAGUCCUUAGGAUGCCUUGCUUAUCCGAAAAUAAUUUGUGAAAAUGAAGACAACUACUUCAAUUUGAAGCAAUUGACCCGGGAGGUGAAUUCGGUGAUUAAAGAAGUAGCACCAUUUGUGAAAGCUCUUAGAGCGGUCAUUGAAGCCCUGCAUUUGAACCCGAUUGACAUGAAUUUUGAAGAUAUUCUUAGUAACCUGGUGGAAUUUACUGGUGGUGCUAUUGUUAACAAACUUGAUAUAGACAAAAUAGAACUGGUCAACAUUUCAAAAGUAAUUUACGAGAUGAUAGAUAUACUCUUGUGUGACUCAAACGGGGAUCCUAAACCUGACGCCAUUCAGCUGUUGUUUAAAUGUCUGCUGCCAAAACUAGUAGCUGCCUCCGUUGAUAACAAAAGUGCCAAUAACUUAGUCAGAGCAUCAUAUGUGACUUACUCGGGUUUGAUACUGACCAAGUACGGCAACUCAGCACUCUCCGCAUUCAUCACUCUUCUGCAACAUCUCUGCUAUACCUGUUAUGGGUUGGAGCGCGCAGAAGUUCGGUCAGCCCGCGUGUCCCUAGUGAUUGGUUUGAUGAGUAUCCUGCCUCAGAAGUCGUACCGCUUCAUCGUCCGCUGGAUCCUCAAGUUGUCGAACACGACCAAAGUGUCGCAUCGGCAUAUUGCACUGGAAUUGAUAGGGCAGUUAUUAAACAACGAUCCAGAAGAAUCCGCCGCACCUCCGCCUCCGACAGAACCCCCAGCAGCUGUAUCAUCGGAAAAUCAAGAAUCUGUCGACCCAUCAUCAAACCAACCAGAAAACGCUGACACUACAGCCGCUCCAUCUAAUAAUCAAGAAGAAUCAGAGAACCAAAACAUAACAGCAAUGAAAAUUCAGAAUACCUCCACACCUUUGCCGAACUGUUAUGUUGUUUUACCAAAAUCUCCUGCCAUUGAAAAUGAAGCAAAAGGAACAGUUCACGAUGAUGACACUCCAGGACCAUCUGGUACUCAAAAUAUAGCACCGUCUGAUGACCCAAUGCCAGGCGAUCCCACUCCCGGACCAUAUGACACUCUAAAUACAGCACCAAUAAGUCCAGUACCGGGUCCAUCGGGUCUUCAAAUCAAUGAGUCUCAAAGUAAGGACUCAAUGAUUGGACCGGAGGUUUUUGACUCCGGGAUACAAGAUCCUACGACAGGUCUUGACACUGAGUGUGAUGAUUACAUUAUGUCUUUACUUAACAACGAGCAACUGCCAGAUCUGCCCGGGCCUAUAGAGCUUGGUGAUAUAGAUCUCCAAUUUUCUAUGUUACACGAGCUUAACAAUCAAAUUAAUGAAGCUAAUCAGGUUGAACCGGCUACGCCUGUCAAAGAUGUGACUGUCGAACUGGCUACGUCUGUCAAAGAGGUGACAGUUGAACCGGCCACGCCUGUCAAAGAGGAUCCGCCGAUUGAAGCUACGCCUCAAAAGAAGAAGAGCAAGAGUAAAAAAGGUCGAGCGAGUGCGGCGGAAGCUCCGCCCCCAGAACCCGUGCCGAUGGAUGAUGAAAGCAGCCAAGAACACAAUCCGGACAUAAUAGCCGAGGACGACAUAGCAGGCCUGCUCCGCCAGCGCCCGCACACCGUACCCCACGCUGAGCUAUUGCGAGCUGUGUAUGACCGCGUAAACGACGUCUCAAGUACGCUACGAACGCGCGCGCUUGCAUUGCUCAGUGACUGUCUUUCGAGCGCGCGCCCGCCGCUACGACAAGCGGUUUCAGAGCUGAACGGAUCCGGAGCGGUGUCCCGCCUCAUGGUGGUGGCGGCGCGCUGCGUGAGCGACGAGCGCGCCGCCGUGCGCAAGGCGGCCGCCGCGCUAGUACACAGAGAACUCAUCAACGGACCCCCGCCACAGCCUAACGACCUUGGGAUCCUAGUAAGCUUGUGCCGCGACGCGAGUAUAAUAGUCCGUUCGGCGGCCAUCGCUUCGCUCGGCGAGAUAGUAGUGAAACGACCGAGCGACGACGUGUUUGACGCGUUCCUCGCCGGGCCCAUGCAUCAGAUAAGCGACCCCGAAACUAAGGUCCAAGAACUUGUAGUAAACCUAAUGCAGCAAGUAGCCUUCGACCGCCUACAAAAGCAGACAUCUUUAGCGGCCGAGAAUCCGCUUCCGUGGCAGUUCCUAGCCGCCAUCACCAGACACAACAUGCGGCGGCAUCUGCAAAAGGCGUGCGUGCUGCUCGCCAAGACUUCCAAGUGCAUUAACCAUCGCGUCGUGGACGCAGUUAGCACUUAUCUAGGCGUCCAAGGAGAUGAACGUGACCUACAAUGCCUAGUGCUUCUAACGAGCAUCGCGCGACUGGUCGACUACUCUGAUGUCACCUUCAUACUGGACUAUUACUAUAAUCUUAUUGACAACACGCAGGGUCGCGACCAACGCCUGAAACCUCUGACACUGGAGCUACUAACGCUGUGGUCGCGCUACCUGCCCGCGGCCGCGCGCUCGGCGCUGCGGGAACACCUCGCCGCGCGCCUCGCCACCGCCGCGGGAGAGGACGGUUGCCGGAUACUGAGUGCAACGCUUGCUGCACAUUUGGACCCUACCGACUUGCAGUGGGCUAAUGAAUUGCUACAACUGUCGGAGAAGCGAGCUCUGAGCGGCGGCGGCGUGUCGGAGUGGGUCCGCGCGGCCGACCUGUCGCUAGUGGCGCCCGCCCCGCCCUCCCCUGCGCUGCUAAACCUGUUCCUCACCGCGCUGCAGGACCCGCCUCCAGAGUGGACGGCGGCAUGCCACGGCGCGGCAGUGGCGGGCGCGGGGCGGCUGUGCGUGCGCUCGCGCGCCGCCGCCGCCGCCGCCGCGCCGGCGCUGGCCGCCAUCUUGCAUUCCUCGAGACACGCGCUGCAGGCACGUGUCAACGCGCUGUUAGCUCUCGCCGACGUUUGCGUCAGAUACACCAACAUAGUGGAGCCGCUGCUAGGCAACGUGUCGAUGUGCCUCAACGUCUCGGCCCCGGCGGCGCUGCGGCGCUCCGCGGCGCGCUCGCUCACGCGCCUCCUCCUGGCGGGCUUCCUGCGGCUGCGGCCGCCGCUCUACUACCGGUACUGCGCAUUGCUGGCUGACUCCGACGCCGACGUCCGCGAGCCGGCCGAGUACUACCUGACGAUCUGCCUCACGUCCGACGCCAUCUACCACCACUUCGUCGACUGCAUCAAGCACUACAACAGCAACCGAUCAGAGAGUAUAUCUUUCGACGCGCGCCAGUUGAUCUACGACGUAAUGCUGCAGCGAUUCUCCAUCGUCCAGAAGCUGAACGUGCAAUGUCGACUAGCGCGAGAGGUUCUCGAGAACGCGGCUGAAUGGAUCGAGGAGCACGGCGAGGAAGACAAGCCUGGAGGGCCGACGUUCGAGCCGGACAUGGCCGCCACGUUGCUCGACACCAUCACGCUGCUCUGUGGGGCUCGCAUGAAACUACCCAAAAAACCUGAUAAGACUGGUGACUUAGCGGACAUAGACGACCUUCAGGAGAGAGUCACCACCAACAUUGUGUCGCAUAAAAUGAAACGCACCGUAGCCGAGGUGCUGGUGCCUGCCGUACUCCGUCUCCACGCCAGGGUCAAGUGCGGACAGAUCUCCACCUACCUGGUGCGCAUCGCCAACGAGCUGCUCGUCGAGUACCGGCAGGAGAUCGAGGAGCUGAUCGAGAACGACGAAACUCUAGUCGAGCGCAUGAAGACAUUCCAGGACCUGAUCGGGCUGGACAAGAUGCCGGUGUUCGGGAACAUCCGCAACCUGGUCACCACGUCGGCGCCGCCCGAGCCCGACACGCCGCGCGCGCCGCGCCGCCGCCCCGCCAGCGCCAGGCAGGGCAGCGGCCCGCCGAGGAAACGCGCGCUCAGGAUAUGACCCCGUGUGUAAAGCAUUAGUGGGGACAAGAUGAUAGUUUUAGACCGCGAGCCAGGAACAGAUUUCCAUGACCAAUCGCCUCCCGGGCGAAAACUCGUAUAGUGGUUAACAGCUAUGUAUGAUGAACCCUUGUGAACGUCAGCUGCCGCUCCGUUGGUGGGUUGAGGAAUGGCAGCAAAUAGUCUAUAAAAAUUUUUUUGUCAUCGCCUCCUGCUUGAUACUUUGUCAGAUGAUAGUUUAGAUGCUAUUAUGAAUAAACAAAAUCGUCAGCCGAUUGUAUCGCUGUGGAAAGACCGUCAGCUGGUCACAUGAACAUGUAAAAAAGAAAAUUCUUUUCAGUCAUUGGCGUCAUCGCCUCCCGUUUGAUACUUUGUCAGAUGGUAGUUUAGAUGCUAUUGUUAAUAAAACAAAUAGUCAGCCGGUUGUAUCGCGGUGGAAAGACCGUGUUACGCCUUUCGGUGGCUGCCAUUCCUCAACCCACCAACGGACCGGCAGCUGACUAUCACGAGGGUUCAUCAUACAUAGCUGUUAACCACUAUACGAGUUUUCGCCCGGGAGGCGAUGACUGACGAAAUUUGCGCCUGGCUCGCGGUCCAUUUAGGCUUACGUUGUCGCGCGUGAUUCCAUCAGGUCAAGCAAAGUUGCGCAACUUCAUGUGUAGUAGUAGCGUGGACAUGCCGCAGUCGGCAACAUAGCCAACCUGGUACUAAGUUGACACCGUCCAAGCUCGACGCGCCGCGUCGCCCGAGUGCGCGUCCAGAGUGAGGGCCAACGGCGAUCAUUGAAAAUCGAAAUUUCGUUAUUUGCAUCCAGAUAAUUAAAUUUAGAUUUUCUAUGUUGGCCACAAAACUGUAGAUCAAGCACAUGAUUGGCGCGACUGUAUCUCACCGCGAGAUAAACUACCCGUCUUUUACUAACUGUAUGAAUUAAAGGGGGACGGGUAGUCAAUACUCUCGCACUAAUCAUGUGCUAGCCCGGCUGACAGCUCACGUUGUGAGUCGUCGCUGCCCGAGCCCGACACACCUCAGUCGAGGGACUGGAGGGCCUAGCUAUCGUUAUGAUAACCUGCGAAUGUGAAGUCUAUCCUACACCGUGCCGGCGUGUACUUGCGGGACUAUUUGAAAGAGAAUCGACAGAUAACGUUCCUCUUCUUUAGGAUAGUGUCAAAUCUUUGAAUGACUUGAAAAAAAUACAUUGGUACGCGGGAGUAGGAUUCUUACAAGCAAAGCUUGCUAUUUUUAUGGAUAAUAAAUAAUUUACGUAGGAUCUUGGAGCUUGAAAUAAAGUAUUUUUGGAAAAUAUUGUUAAAAACGUUUGUAAGAUUUAUACAAAGAUUAUAACGUGUGCAACUGUGCAUAUAGCGUAAGUUUAAUUAUUAAUAAAAAAUACUUCUAAAU
Messenger RNA from Cydia strobilella, 5810 nucleotides. RefSeq lists its product as uncharacterized. The transcript is spliced from 22 exons. The coding region runs from base 142 to 4413 and encodes 1423 amino acids. Gene Ontology annotation, cellular component: condensed chromosome, centromeric region; condensin complex. Gene Ontology annotation, molecular function: histone binding. Lineage: Eukaryota; Metazoa; Arthropoda; Insecta; Lepidoptera; Tortricidae. Gene Ontology annotation, biological process: meiotic chromosome condensation; mitotic chromosome condensation. The record is from RefSeq and is a predicted model, not a curated record.